Messenger RNA from Podarcis lilfordi (Lilford's wall lizard), 12519 nucleotides. Lineage: Eukaryota; Metazoa; Chordata; Lepidosauria; Squamata; Lacertidae. The record is from the annotation of a GenBank genome assembly.
AUGGACAUUUUGCGCACUUCAGUGAGCUCGGUAAGGACAGAACGUGUAGUGGCUUCUGACUCUUUCAUGAAUUGUAACCAGACAUCGGCAAGCCUAAGAAUGUCUAGGUGAUUUGAGAAGGUUCCAUAAGCGGGGAGGAGGGCUCGGAGCCACGUUUCCCCAUUUGGUUUUGGCUGUGGGUGUGUCGUGGGAAUGGGGGAUCGCCUGUUUCUCAAGCGGCCGUCGGGUAGAACUAGGGUAACUCUGAACCCUGGGUGAAUGUGGCCGAGGUAACAGGACCCCUGCAUAUGAAUAGAGACCCACGUAUAAGCUCUUUGCGCACAGAUCCAAAAUAGUCCUCCCAGCGGCUUUUCUAUACGCCUGGUGCGGAAGGCAGUAAUGAGGUCUGGCAUAGGUUUUUCUCCAGUGAAGGGUGUCAGUACUGCAGUCAAAGCAUCGCUGAGAGAUUUGAAUGAGCGGGUGUGGGAGUGGUUGCGAACUAGUGUGGUGAGUCCCUCAGGGUCGGUUUUGAUGGUAACAUUACAAGCACUGGAGCCUACAUGGUCUCCAGUUCCCGAGAACCCCUUGCACACUGGUCCAAAGGUUCGACCACUCAGAUAAAUAUAUUGGGAGCUGGGUUUCAGGAAAGUUAGGUUGCGUUGAAGCAGGUAACUAGAUCUGUAUUGAUCUAGUGUGAGGGGUGUGCUUAUGAAUGUGUGACAUCAUCAAUGUGUGACAAGGUGCAAGGCAGAAACUACCCCUCCCAUUGUUAUUGGGCUAGAUCUCCUUUCAGCCCUGAUCACUGUCCAUGCUGGCUGGGGCUUGUGAGAAUUGAAGCCCCAUAACAUUUGAAGGGCACCCUAGUUGGUUCUCCCUGCUGUAGACAAUGCUGAGUUGAAGGGGUCCACAGCCUUGAUUCUGUAUAUUUAAGGCAACAUUUUAAAAUAAGGUGAACAUAGGAAGACUGUGACAGUUUAUGUUGUAGCUCUGAGACACCAUUCAACUGAUGUAUAAAUUGGGUUCUGGCUUCUGCAGCCCAACUCCCCAUGGGACUCUGAGUCCCCUAAGUCCAUGAUUGGUCAGAGAAGAAUGGAUGGAGGCAGGAUCCAGUGGAAAGCACGGCAGAUAUUUAUUUAUUUUUCUGUUGCAACAGAUUCCCUAUCCUUCCAAGGAGGGAGAGACCCUGAGAGACCCUCUGCAGGAAACUUUAAAGACUUUUGACAUUGCCCAAUUCAUUAAUCAAAGACCAUCCCAAAAUAAUCAUACAUACAUCAUCGAAGGCGGUCUACAGCAGAAAUCCUGUCUGCCAGGAUACCUGAUAGUGGUCACUGAUUGCAUUACCUGGGCAACCUGGACAUUUUUUGUGUGAUGGUUAAUACUUUAGUUCCUGAGUCCAGGUCACAGGCUCACCCUAUUCACACACAAAUACGCCCUUUAGACAGGAUUUGUAAGUGAAAGGGCAAUGGGAAGGCUUUCCCUAUUUGCCUCCCUUACUGUAGAGCAUGGGUAGGCAAACUAAGGCCUGGGGGCCAGAUCCGGCCCAAUCGCCUUCUAAAUAAGGCCCGCGGACGGUCUAGGAAUCAGCGUGUUUUAACAUGAGUAGAAUGUGCCCUUUUAUUUAAAAUGCAUCUCUGGGUUAUUUGUGGGACAUAGGAAUUCGUUCAUUUCCCCUCCAAAAAUAUAGUCCGGCCUCCCACAAGGUCUGAGGGACAGUGGACCAGCCCCCUGCUGAAAAAGUUUGCAGACCCCUGGUAGAGGAAGAUUUGAGGGAGUCAAAAUGGCUUCAGGAUUGCUCUCCCAUACUAUUUCACGACACAUGGUUUAUAUAUAUUUCGAUAUGUGUGUAUUUAUGAAUAUUUAUUCUAUAUUUGAGACCUUAGAAUUCUUAUAACACUGUGAAAGGUUGAAACUAAAGAAGGCGCCCGUGUGGGAAACUCUUUUGUUACUAGUUGUUUCCUCUUGCGAUCUUAACAGUUUGCACGGCAGGUAUGCAACUCAGCAGGGUGCAGAUUCCCAGCAAGUUAGGGGGGAAACUGCUCCAAUUGAAUUUCUGCCCCGUUGCUGCUGUGAAAAAAAAUGGCAUCCAAGCCUCUCGGCUAAAAGAAACCAGCAGCCUUUCAAUUGAAUUUUCACAACCCCAAGAAGACCUGUUUGAAAUUCACCAAUUUCUAGUCAGGCUCUCAAUUAGACAAGCUCCGCGAGAAACCAGCGGGGUCCUCGCGACAGAUUCCCACCCGGGGCUUCCGGUGACCUCCUUCCCCUUUACCGGAAGCUGCGCACUUUCUGCUGUGGUCGCUGUUCAGCGUAGCUCUUCGACUCCUCCCCUUCGUAGAAGGUAAGGUGCUCCCCGACAAUCGCGCCUCCAUCCGCCCUCGGUUGUGCCAUCCGCCCCAUAUCAGGGUGGAUAUCGUUUCUCCAGGCAUUUUUCUACCGAUGGUUCGUUUUUUGGGGGGCCGCUUGCCCGUCUGGACCUCCAAAAAUUGAGUCGGGAGUGGGCCGGGGGGGUGCCUUAUCCCCUGCCAUUGCAAUGCUAAGUAGUAGAAUUUAAGAUGGCGCCCUUUUUCUUUUGCGCGCUGCUCCCCGUGAGCUGUUCGUAAUCGGGAAACAUCCUCCUUGUGGCGUUAACUAGGCCUCCCAAGCGUGGUCCUUUGGAUAGAGAGACCCCUUGUGCCUUCCUUUUUAGCUCCGAAUUAGAAAUUAGAAAUACAGAGGGUUUUAAUUCUGGUGUGUCUACCCGCCCCCCCCUCCCCAUUUCCAAACGGCCUUUUCUCAAUAGCGCUCUGUACAUGAUGAGACGAUUAUGGGGUAAUUGUGGGGAGGGGGAAAUUGCAUCUAGAGAAGAGACGGGUGGGAUCCCUUUCCUCACAUAACGGGGUUUUGAGAUGCAGCCACAAACGUGCCCCUUGCUGGGGGAUUCAUUCAUGCAGUUCGUGCGGGUUUGCAGAUUAAAUAUUCUAGGGGCCUUCCCCCCCCAUGUUUGCUAUCUGGGGAGGGUGCAGGUUUAGGUGGUCUGAUCUUCACUGGGUGUAAUGAGAUGGGUUGCAAUGGAACAGAUUAAAAUGCAGAGCAAUGAAUGGCAAGUGAGGCAGGAGAUCCAGCUAUUUUUCUUUAAGAUUACAUUUUGGACCAAAAGGGAGCUAUAUGCAUGGAUUGUUUUGGGAGUAUGAUUUUAGCGCAGUUUGCCAUACUUGUACUCGGAAGCUGCAACUCUCCCCAUAACUUUUUUUGGUUAAUCCUUUGUAUGGUUUGAACAGGGCCAAGCGGGUGUACUGUAAUAUCUUUAGGGAUCGUACCCACGUGGAGUGUAUUCUCCUGGCGCUACAGGAGAACACUAAAUUGCUGUUGCAGGAGAGGGUUUCUCUGGGAAUUUACAGUGCUGAAAUGCAGAGGUUUUCUUUUUCUAUUUUUAAGGUGGAUUUUGUAGGAUAAAAGAAGAAAAAGCUGCUGUUGUGCAGGAAAGGCGUGAGGAAAGAGUCAACAAGAAAUUCCAUAAAAAAAAAAACCAACACCACCCAUUCUGACUCAGUGCUGGUGAGUGAGAUUUAUCUAGGAGGUUUUUUAGGUGGCUGUUCUUGAAUCUCUUCUUGCUUGGUGCUGCAACUGUGCGUCAGGCAGCACCUCAGGAAUGGGACUCCUCUUAGGAGUUGUAAAUUUCAGUUUCCUGGUGCCAUUCUCUUAUCUUUUGUGCUGUAGGUGGUGUGGUAUAUGAUACUUGGAUCUGAGAAUCCCAGAAUCUUAGAAAGCUCCUGCAUGGAUUUGGAAGUGGGGAAUUGUGGAUGUGUGUCUGGCUCCCUCAUUUUCUUUGCCCCCCCCCCCUUAGAGGUGAAGUGAGGAUGCUCAUCUUUAGCAGCAUGUGUUUUCAGGGUGCCCAACUUGCCUGUUAUGAGCAUAAAUGUAAAGCUACAAAGCCAUCCGCAUGGAGGCAUGUUUUCAUGGGCUUAGGUGAUGAGGAGGGAUUGAUUGGGGUAACUAGCUUUUCAGGGCAUAGUGAGCUUAGGAUUGUUGCUGUCCAAAUGCAACGCAUGCAACUUUUAGGGGGUCCUGCUUGCACCCCUUAUAUAACUUUUCCAAAAUCUGCCAGAGGAAUAGCCAUAUUGCUCUGUUGCAGAAAUAGCAAGAAAGUAUACUGUCAUGGCACCAUAAACACUGGUAAAUUAAGUAUGCCAUGGGUAUUUGUGGUAUAUGAAAACGUAUCAGUAAUUUUUAUGCAUGUCAUAAAAGUUGGGGAUGGGAUGUGUCACCCUCCGGGUGUUGCUAGACAACAACUCCCAUCAUCCCUGACCCUUGGCCAUCCGUCUUGGAGCUGAUGGAAAGUGGAGUCUCGGCAACAUUUGGAGAUCUGCAGAGUCCCUGUAGCUGACUUAUGUGCUGCUCAGAGGGUUUGCCUUUCUUCUCUAGUACUUCAUGCAUGUUCUUUAUGAACAAUCUGGCCCUAAAAAAGGAGGCUCAUGUUAAGUAAAAUCAUAUGAGGCCCUUGUGAGUCUUAUCCUCAUUCCCUUUAGAAUGCAAAUUAUUCUAGUUGUGACGGACCAAAGUGCUUUUCUAAGAGAUUCUGAUUUAAUGUGGUAUAAGACUAGAGCUAUAUGCAUCAUUAGCUAUUUUUAAAAAAUAAAAUCUCGGAGGUAAGGUGUUAUCCACAGUGUCCUGCGAAAACUGAAAUAUUCUGGUUUCUAAAUGUUGCCUUUUUCUUGUUUUAAGAGCAACAGUGAUAAAAGGGGCAGAUAAAAAUACUUGCAUACGUGCAGCUGUAAUAAUAAUAUAGGAAAAGAUGGUGGCAAAGCAACAGACAAGUGUACAGCAUGAAUCUUUAAAUUUUUGAUGUCAGGUUUCUGCCCAUUUAUUAUUUUGUGUAGAGAACAUCCUUUCUGCCCUGUGCAGGCAGCAGAAUGAUCUACAUAACCAAUGGAAGAACAUUGUAAUCUUCCAGGACACAUUGCUGCUGACCUAAAAGUUGAAUUACUCAGCAAAGAAACUUCAAAGGGGGACUUUGCUCUGAACCUGUAAAUCUGGAUGUAUUUGUUGAGGCCUGAAGCGAGACAAGGGCUUCCUCAAACAAUACAGGCGUUAAUUAACAUAAGCUUUAAGUAGGAAGGUUGUGCUUUCACUAACCAAGAUAUUGUGAAUGAUAACUGCACUUGCUUACGUUCAGUCGUUAUAAUUGUUUGGCCGUACUAUUUACGCAAUUUUAUGCUAAGUCUUCCUUUUGUUUUUUAGAGAGAGAGGCAUCACCAUGACUGAGAACGAUGUUGACAAUGAACUUCUGGAUUACGAAGAUGAUGAGGUGGAAAACCAGGCAGCUGGAGAUGGGGUGGACGUCCCAACUAAGAAAGAUGUCAAGGGGUCCUAUGUCUCCAUCCACAGUUCUGGCUUCCGGGAUUUCCUGUUAAAACCAGAGCUGCUGCGUGCCAUUGUUGAUUGUGGCUUUGAACACCCCUCUGAAGGUGAGCCCGGGUGCCUUGUCUGCUGGGGAUAUUUCGGAAAGUUAGCAAAGGAGGGCUGAAUGUAAGUGCUUCUGAAAUCCCUGACCUGCCAGGAGGCAUUCAUUGUACUUUUUCAUAUUCUCCAUGCAGUGCAACACGAGUGUAUCCCACAGGCCAUCUUGGGCAUGGAUGUCCUGUGCCAGGCCAAAUCUGGCAUGGGCAAGACUGCCGUCUUCGUUCUUGCCACACUACAGCAGUUGGAGCCAGUCACUGGUCAGGUAUGUUUCAGAAAGGAAAGCAGUUUUUCAAGAUGGUGGAUGGGUGCUGAGGAGGGAGCCUGAUAAUCUGCCAGCUUAAACAGACCUGAAUGAGAGCCUGCUAGAGUGACGGAAGUAACCAGCAGGGGCUUCUUAUAACGUACUUCCUCCUUCCUUCACAGGUGUCGGUGCUGGUGAUGUGUCACACCCGUGAGUUGGCCUUCCAGAUCAGCAAGGAGUAUGAGCGCUUCUCCAAGUACAUGCCCAGUGUCAAGGUGAGAGCCAAGGGGCUGCCACAGCUGUUGUCCCUGCUCAAGUCCAUGUACAGUGGUACCUCGGGUUACAUACGCUUCAGGUUACAGACCCUGCUGACCCAGAAAUACUACCUCGGGUUAAGAACUUUGCUUCAGGAUGAGAACACAAAUCGUGCUCUGGCGGCGCGGCAUCAGCAGGAGGCCCCAUUAGCUAAAGUGGUGCUUCAGGUUAAGAACAGUAUCAGGUUAAGAACGGACCUCCGGAACGAAUUAAGUACUUAACCCGAGGUACCACUGUACAGUGUUUUGCCUGCAUGGUAGUGAACAGUAGAAAAUAUACCUAAGAGAACGGUGGGAGAGGUUUGGACGAUUUCAUGGCUUUGGGGAUGAAACUAACACUGGAGGCAGUUUCCGUCAGUUACUUAUUUGACAGAGAUUGCAUCCUGCUUUGAUUUAUUUUUACCCAUUUCUGCACCCUUGGGGCGUUUGUCUCUCCUGGCUGCCAGCCUUUAUUUGAGAGUUCUCUCUCUCUCCCUCCCUCCCAGGUGGCGGUGUUCUUUGGGGGCCUGUCCAUCAAGAAGGACGAAGAGGUGCUGAAGAAGAACUGCCCCCACAUUGUGGUGGGGACCCCGGGCCGCAUCCUGGCCUUGGCCCGCAACAAGAGCCUCAACCUCAAGCACAUCAAGCACUUCAUCCUGGACGAAUGUGACAAGAUGCUUGAGCAGCUUGGUGAGGGGCUGUGUGCAUGUGAUCCGUGGGGGUUGGGCUUAGUAGUUGGGACAGCAAGGAAGGUAAUGCUUGGGUCAGCCGAGUGUCCAUGCUUUUGACUUCUUAGAAGCUGUGUUUUCCAGAACAAGAGGAAGAAUGCUAACUUUCUGAGCACGUUGGGUUAGAUCCAGGGCUGUUCCUUUUUGUGGAAGGGGCUGUUAUUUCAGUGGAGGCUCCUGCUGAAGGAAGCUGGGGAAGUGCUUUUGCUAAUGCUUCCACUACUGCUCUGUAGGGAGGGAGGACUGCUGGGGGAAGGGGGAAUCUCUGCAAACUGUCUUGCCUCCCCCUUCUUCCAGCAAAGCAUUGUGUGAGUGUAACGCUACAGAGUGCAAGUCAGGAGCCAAUCCAGAGAAUGUACAAACAGCAUCAGAUACAGAUUAUACAGAUUAUAUCACAUACAGAUUUACGAUACAAAUCGUAAAGCAGUAGUACAGUUAUUGGCCAGCUGAAGCAACAGAAGAUAGACAGGCAGACAGUAACGUAUGGGCAUAUACCCCUUAAAAAGUUGCCCAUACUCUUAUCAUGAAUACUCAGUCCUCUGGAAAAAAGCACCAUAAGAGCUAUUAAGUGUUUGUGAGAAUAACUUCCUUACGUGGAUAUGAUCUGGCAGUGGAGGAGAGGAGACCUAUUGGGUUUCUGGGGUGGCACAUUCCUGGAGAGAGCCAUUUCUAACCGUCUGGUCCUUUUCUUCCUCGCAGAUAUGCGCCGGGACGUCCAGGAGAUCUUCCGCAUGACCCCGCACGAAAAGCAGGUCAUGAUGUUCAGUGCCACACUCAGCAAGGAAAUCCGCCCUGUGUGCCGCAAAUUCAUGCAAGACGUAAUUAAACCCCUUCUACCUUCUUUAUCCACCUGGCCGGCCGGCCAGCCUCCCUUCCUCCCUGUCCAGGGAAGGAGCAGGGGGCCAGAGCUUAGACCGCCACCACUGCCUACAGCACCCGGGGCUGCACCGCUGCCGCCCACCGGCUACCCCAGUCCCCCUAAGGCACUUGUAGGGCACAUACCUUCCGGAAGAUCAUUCGGGUUACGCUAGCCAGCCGCAUAUUUGCACACACGAACGAGAGGCCUCUCCCAAAAGGGCUAGAGAGCACCCACACACCAUGAUCAUCCUCUGCCCAGCUGGCACACACGACCUAGAGAGUGUCCACGUUAGCGAUGGAGGGGAUCCAUUCCAGAAGGAUCCUCUUCCCGCCUCCACACUUGGCGGGUGGCGCAGAAUACACGGCGCCCCCCUGCUCUUUAUCCUGUAUUCCCUGCACUCCCUUCAGCGUGGGAUCCACCUGCUGGUCAGCACCGUGUUCCGAAGAUCCUGGCCCACACACACCCACGUUCAGAAGAUCCUGGCCCCCUCACACCCAGGCAAGUGUAGUUUUCUUGGCUCCUCACCCCCAUGCAUUGCGCUCGGGUACACACGCACCGGCAGCACGCACGCACACAAUCCUGCCCUCCUUGCCCUGUCCUGCCCUGCCCACUCACUGGCUGGCACUCUGGAGACCUGCGGCGAAGGACUCCCCGAGGGAUCCAAGGGACCGGCAGCAGCCAGUGGAACAGACGUGCCUGGCGACCUGGAGGAGAAGUUUUAUCCUUUUUUUGUUCUGAACUGGGAAAAGCGUGCUGUUUUAUUUUCUAUUACCCCUUUCUUCUCUGUCCCCACCCCCACCCCUGUGCCAUGUGGGAAAGGGAUUGUCUUGAGGGUCCUCACUGCUGGGGGAGAGGGAAGUAAACUGCUUCCCCUGCAAAAAAAGAGCUGUCAAAUCAUGGCUGGACGUAGCGGCUGUCCGAAUGCCAAAUUAAUCCUGAAAUUAAUAGGAUUUGUGAGGCAGAUAGUGGGUCUGUGGGGUCAGGUGGAAAGAUGAGUUUCUGGAAGGGAAUGGGCCAUGUGGAAUCUGCUUCCCAUGUGUACUUUGCUGACCCUUGAUUCCAAGCACCAGAGUUUGGGUAACUAGAUAGUUGGAAAUUGCAGGGGAUGUGGUACAUGACUGGACCCGGAGCCCCUGUUUGCUAUUAGGAAGAAGCCUGUGAGGGAUGCGCAAGGCCAGAAUGGUUUAGGGGGUUGAAAUUGCUCAACAUGCACUGACUUCUUUCCUGUGCUGUUGCUUUUCCUUUUUUUUAACACUGUGGGGAUUGGGAGGAAAUCGUAAAGGAAGGCAUUUGAGUCUUGUGUUUCAUUUCAUACCCUGCCUAAUCUUGAAAGUGGCUAACGUUUUAGUGCUUUAUAAAGGAGGAGAAUCUUAAGAGGUGGCAGUGUUAGCCUUUCCCCCAGAAUGCUUUGCAGGGAAUGUUCAUUGCUGAGCCGGGAGAAGCAUCUCACAGGAUCCUUCGGAUGGAAGCUUUUGGCUUCUUAAGACUUACUGAAAGCGGAAGGGAGGGUGGGGUGUCCCUUCAUUUUUCUGAUCUUUCCUAAGGGAACGUAGGGCCGUGGGCGUGUAUGCGGCGAGGGAAGCUGUUCCUGUGCCCGUUUUGUGCUUCUUGUCCACCCCGACCCACCCCCUCCCUCCGAGCCCAGGUCAGCCUUGCCCUGGUCUAACCGGCCCUGGGUUUGCUCCUCAGCCCAUGGAGAUCUUCGUGGAUGACGAGACCAAGCUGACGCUGCAUGGUCUGCAGCAGUACUAUGUCAAACUGAAAGACAACGAGAAGAACCGCAAGCUCUUUGACCUGCUUGAUGUGCUGGAGUUCAACCAGGUGCCUUCUGGAAGUAGACCCUGCCCCAGGGUCAGGGUUUCUCGCAAUGUGGGAGGGACCAGAAUUUGAAAUGUCCAGUCCACAUUUAAAGAUUAAGAGGGUUGACUUGGUAGAAUGUGGGGAGCCUGCUUCCGAUCCUUUUCCUGGCUAGAUGCUUGAUCUGAGUCUCACAGGCUGAAAUUAAAAGCUUAAUGUUGUCCCGCAUGACGACCACAAAGCGACCCGCCUUGGGGAUAACCUGACGGUGGAGAAGUUGGGCUCUGCCUUCAUGGCUUCCUAUGAGUGCAGGCUCCAUGCCCGCUCCGACCAUUUUCGAGGGGGGACUUGGCAGGAGGCGUGCGCUGAACAUAAACCAACAUCCCUUCGCUAUCAAGGGGCAGCUGUGAAUAGAUGUAGGAGUGACACGUCGCUUUCCCAUCUAGGUGGUGAUCUUCGUGAAGUCCGUGCAGCGCUGCAUCGCGCUGGCUCAGCUGCUAGUGGAGCAGAACUUCCCGGCCAUCGCCAUUCACAGGGGUAUGCCCCAGGAGGAGAGGUGAGAAGGACACAGAACCGUGACACGGGGUUGCUGGUCGAGAUGCAGGUGGCUCAUUUGCUGUGAUGAGUUUGCUUCAGACUAGAGUCUCUGACUCUUUCGGUGAUGCUUUUCUAAGCUCUGAGCAAUGGUCACUGUGCUACGUUGCUGAGACAUAGAUAAAAGUUCCUCCUCUUGUAGUUUGUUGGCAGGAGAUGAUGUUUAACGAGUGGGGUCCGGGACAAGAAAACACUUAAUAAUGCGAAUCAUCUGGGUAAAGUUGAUGCAGACAUCCACUUUCUUGGCAUCUGAAUCAUCUUUGGGAUGGGGUGGGUACAGAGAAACAUUUUCUUGCGCUUGACAUUUUGGAGCUGGGAGACCAAUCCUUACAUUUAGCAAGAUGCUCGUUUGGGUCAAUGUGAUCUUACACGCCUAGUCAUGGGAGGGGUUAGCGGACAAAAUUUUUCAUAGGCUGAUUAGGAGCUGAAAGUCUAGUUCGUAACCAGGGAAUGUGAGCCUUUUAAGGACAGUCGCGUCUGGUGGGUUAAAACAUAGGCUGUGUGGGAGUUGUGUUUUCUGUACGGUGGCUGUCUUACUGCUUGGUUGGCUUCCUCCUCUCAGUCACUCCAGAAGGCAGGACUGUUUACAUUAAGCAAGCAGCAAGUCCUCUGUGAGAGAGCAUCCUCUUUCAGUUGUUUGUCCUGCCUGCUCCAGGAGAGAGGUGGAAGCAUAGCUCAUGUUUGGCGUAGGCCAUUUGUGUGCGUCUUUGUCUGGUUUUUUUGCCUCCUAUUUGAAAGGGUAGUUUUGUCUGGUAUGGUAGAACAAAGGGGUGGGAGUUGUCUUUCUGGUGUUCUACUAAGAGGUGGGGUUUCUAGGGGGCCUAGAGAUAUUAAUCACUUUAUUUUCUUGGCCUCGCAGGUUGUCUCGAUACCAGCAAUUCAAAGAUUUCCAGCGCCGUAUCUUGGUGGCCACCAAUCUCUUUGGUCGUGGCAUGGACAUUGAGCGGGUCAACAUUGCUUUCAAUUAUGAUAUGCCAGAGGAUUCGGACACCUAUCUGCACCGGGUGAGUGUGGGGCUAGCGAGAAAGUAGAUUCCAAACCUCAGCUUUGAGGCCCAAGUUCGAAAGGAUAGAAAAGUCCAAGGUGAUGUUGCGCUGAUGAGUUUGCUCAGACUAGAGUCUCUGACUUGUUUUGAUGUCUCUUCAAGCCCUGAGCAACACCCGUGGUAAAGGUGGGUUUUUACGUGUCCCGGUGCCUCUUGCUUUCAGUACUUUACCUUGGAGAGAACAGCCUCCUUUUGGAGAAGUACAGUGGUACCUCAGGUUACAUACGCUUCAGGUUACAGACUCCGCUAACCCAGAAAUGGUAUCUCGGGUUAAGAACUUUGCUUCAGGAUGAGAACGGAAAUCGUGCUCCGGCAGCAGCAGGAGGCCCCAUUAGCUAAAGUGGUGCUUCAGUUUAAGAACAGUUUCAUGUCGGAGCCAGCCGUUACAAAUGGCGCAAUUUAGCAUAAAAUAAAGACACAGAGAGCCAGCAAUAUUUUCAUGAUGGUAUGAGCAGCUCCUUUCGAACUUCCCUCUCCUCCUGCAGCUUUUUUAUUAUCCUUUUUUCCUCUCCAGCCGCAUGGCCGUUUGCCAAUGUCUCACAUUACCUCAUCCGGUCAAGGCUUUUAUUGCCCCCAUCACCAUAUAGGGUCAUCACUGCCCAGAGGAAACACAACUCCAAUACAUUCCAAUACAUUGUAAAGCUCAGAGUGCUGGUCAGCCGAGGUCAGGGGGCACCCUGCAAUAUUACAAGCCUUUACCGUGGCUUUAUGACUCCCACAGUUUCAGGUUAAGAACGGACCUCCAGAACGAAUUAAGUACUUAACCCAAGGUACCAGUGUACCGGGAAAUACUUCCACAGGCACUUGGGCCCAUCUUCUCCUUUGUGGCUUCCGCAGGUGGCUCGUGCUGGGCGCUUUGGCACGAAGGGUCUGGCGAUAACUUUUGUGUCGGAUGAGAAUGAUGCGAAGAUCCUGAAUGAAGUGCAGGACCGCUUCGAGGUGAACAUCAGCGAGCUCCCUGAUGAGAUUGACAUCUCUUCCUACAGUAAGUGCAGCCUGAGACCUUUGAUGGCGGUUGGAAUGAGGAGGGGAGAUUUAGACUGCUGGAAGAGCUUGUUAUUGGAGGUAUAAAUUGACUGAAUGCUGGGAAGCUGCUUUAUGCCAUUAGUCCAUUUAGCUUAGUAUUGUCCACACCUAUUGGCUGCAUUUUUCAGGCAUAGGCCAUUUCCAACCAUGUACAUGCCAGGCAUUGAACCUUUGAGCCAGGUGCUUUUAUGUUCUGAGGGCUCUCCACUUCAAUCUAAAUUUGAGGAAUUGGAUGAGCCGUAUGAGAGGGCAAGGAACACUUGGAAGAAAAAAUGUCCUAUGAACUGAUCUUCUGGAAGUCACUGUGAACAGACCACUGGCUCAGUGGGAGUUGCUAUUUGCCAUGUGGAAUUGGGGAGGGAAGUACUUAGUUUGGUAAAGGAGGACACUUUUCUGCAGAAGACUUUUGAAAGAUGCUGGAAAGAUUUUUCAGAAACAUUAGAAUUGCAUGGGCAGCCUAAGCUUGUUUGCUGUGUUCCGUCUAACGUGCUUUGUCUCUUUCAGUUGAACAGACCCGAUAA